AAAACCAGAUACCGAGAUUGAACACGCAUGAUUUCGUGUUUAAGCGCUGGGCAGGUUUAUUUUGGCACUGCUCCUGCAACUGGUUAGGUCAUUUUUACGGAAGAUGUCUUUGAAGCAGGUUUUUCUGAUUGUAAUUGCGGUUGCGAGUUUGAAUGCCGCACCCAUUGCGGACAGUUCCUCGGCAACCAUUAUUCACCAGGAGUAUAUUACUACUAAUGAUGGCUACAGAUUUGAGUAUGAAACAAGUGAUGGCCAGACGAGACGAGAGGAAGGAAAGCUGAUAACGGAUGCCGAUGGGACGCAAUAUAUGAAAGUAGCAAGUUCAGCUACAUUGGCCCCGAUGGAGAAACCCAAUACGGCAGCUAUGGAGCUGAUAAGGAUGGCUAUCAUUUUACGCCCACUGAGCCAUCUGUAGGCAUUCCAAACAGUGCGCUUAUAUCUUUAGUGGGUUAGAAGUUUAUCAGAGAUAUUUUAAAAUUAUCGCAAAUGAGUUUCAUGAAUUUGAUACAGCAACAACAAAUUACAACGAGGUGUUUCUACGGAAUGACCCGAACCGAACUAUUUUUAUUCACUUCAAAAUGUAGAAACACAUACGGAUUACCGUUUUGUCUCAAAUUCCAAACAGACUUAUAUUUUGGACACUCGAUUUCAUAUGGAGAUUUUGCUGAAAUGUUUCAUUGAAACAUGUUUUUAAUUUCGUAGGAAAUUUUUACGGGACUCAAGUCAAAACGGUAGUUUCACAUUAGAAAAACGUCUUGCUGUGCUUAUAUAUGUUUAAAUCAGUCUAGAAUUGAAAAUGAUAUUUUUCCUGGAAUAAAAACUGCUAUAUUGGUUGCAAA
Messenger RNA from Aedes aegypti (yellow fever mosquito), 839 nucleotides. RefSeq lists its product as uncharacterized. Bases 104 to 415 code for a protein of 103 amino acids. The record is from RefSeq and is a predicted model, not a curated record. NCBI's taxonomy places the organism in Eukaryota, Metazoa, Arthropoda, Insecta, Diptera, Culicidae. The transcript is spliced from 3 exons.